CUUGCACCAUUAUAGACGUGACACUGACACCGUAAAGACAAACAAAAUGGCCGUUUGGGGUGAUUGGUAUUCGAACGUGACCACCGUUUUGGUUGCAUUGACUACUCUGGCUGCCUUUGCUUUGUACAAGAGCUCGAAGCGACCGGCUAACUUCCCUCCUGGACCGUUUGCUCUGCCUCUGCUCGGGAAUGUUACAUCAUUUUUGUCCAAAACUGCGUUGGAGGUCAUGUGCGAUCUGCAUAAGCAGUACGGAGAUGUCUUCUCACUGAGGUUUGGUGCUUUCAACUUGAUUGUACUGAACAACAUUCAGGUCGUCCGAGAAGCGCUGGUGACGAAAGCCGUGGAGUUUGCGGGUCGACCGAUGUCAUACUCAGUUGAAAUCAUCACCGAAGGAUACAAAGAUAUUGUCUUAUCGGACUACGGCCCGCAGUGGAGAUACCAGCGCAAGCUUGGCCACACUGCAAUUAGGCAUUUUGCGCAGAAAGAACAACUGCAGAAGCUUGUCUUCAGCGUCACUCCGCAAAUUGCCAAAGUUUUGGAUGACCUUGGGGACAAGCCGUUUGCACCCAAGUACACCAUCGGUCAGAUCGUGUAUAAUAUCCUGGCAAGCUUGUGCUUCGACAAACAAUACGAGUUCAACCAGCCUGAACUGUUGCAGUGGAUUCAGUUGAAUGUUGAUGGACAGAAAGCCUUCGGCAAUGGUCUGAUCGGUGACUUCUUUCCUGCCUUAAGUUUCAUUCCAACUCCGAGUGAACGGAAGGUUCGGAAGAUUCUUGCAGAGAUGUUUGGGGUCUUCAGAAAGGAGCUAAAGAUACAUAGGGAGCAGUUUGAUCCAGAAAACGUGCGUGACUUCUUUGACUCAUUGCUGUUGACUCAGAAGCAGGCAAUAGAAGCUGGGGAGGAGGAAGCAGAUCAAAUCACCGAUACUCACAUUUGUCAGACAGUCAUGGACAUUUUCGGAGCUGGAACCGAGACAACCACUCUCACUCUUCACUGGGCGGUGGGUCUCUUGGCCGAGAAUCCGGACAUCCAGGAGAAGGUUGCCAAGGAGAUUGAUGACGUCCUGGGUCACAAUACGCUCUCCUCGUUGGACGACCGUGGCUCGUUGCCUUACACCGAGGCCACCAUCCUGGAGGUUCACCGCUAUGGAUCAGUUGUGCCUUUAGGCGUUCCCCAUACUGUCCUGACCGACACUACACUGGCUGGGUACGAUAUCCCCAAAGGCACCAUGGUGAUGAUUAACCAUCUGGCUCUGCACAACGACCCAACACAGUGGUCCGAACCGGAGAAGUUUAAGCCGGAGCACUUUUUGGACGACAACGGUCAACUGCUCAAAAAGCUCCCAGAGAGCUUUCUCCCAUUCAGCACCGGACGUCGCGUCUGCCUCGGCGAAGACUUUGCUAAGAAGGAAAUCUUCUUGCUCUUCACUUGGCUGUUUGGCCGGUACACCUUCUACAAGGUACCGGGCAAGGAGUCGGAUUCUCUCUUGACUCUCAACAAGGUGGCGGCUCUGACACAUCAGCCUGUUGAUGAGAUGGAAGUAUGCGUCAAGAAGCGAUAUUAAUUACCCUCAUCGAAGGGUAUAUACUUGGAAGUUUCCUCAAGUUUGUUUCUGAUACCUAUAUCGCCAAAUUAAAGUCCAUAUAGAAAUAAUAGAAACUAUUGAUGCAUGUCGACAACAGUUGCUUAAUUCCUAGUAAGGUUGGAAAACCACACAGCUCGGAUUGCUAUACCUCUGUCUUGAAUACUGUAUUUUCAUUGGCCUAGAACGAUCACGUGUUAAGUUUAUAAAAAGUCAUGGCACACUCCCUGUGAAAUCACGCACGUCAUGUACGUGAUAUCCCACAUGGAGUCAUGGAGUGUGCUAUGACUUUGUGCGUAUAAUAUACGAGCGGGUUCACGCUUAUAUCGUUGGUACCCACGCUAUUUUCACCAUGUUUUCACACAUGAGUGGGAGCAGCGAACUUGCAGACGAUCAGCUGUU
Patiria miniata (bat star) is the source of this 1984-nucleotide messenger RNA. Its product is annotated as cytochrome P450 2U1-like. The record is from RefSeq and is a predicted model, not a curated record. Gene Ontology annotation, biological process: progesterone metabolic process; hormone biosynthetic process. Bases 47 to 1564 code for a protein of 505 amino acids. The transcript has 9 exons. NCBI's taxonomy places the organism in Eukaryota, Metazoa, Echinodermata, Asteroidea, Valvatida, Asterinidae. Gene Ontology annotation, molecular function: iron ion binding; steroid 17-alpha-monooxygenase activity; heme binding.